Messenger RNA from Pygocentrus nattereri (red-bellied piranha), 3483 nucleotides. It is a transcript of the gene gucy1b2, whose product is annotated as guanylate cyclase 1, soluble, beta 2. The coding region runs from base 131 to 2440 and encodes 769 amino acids. NCBI's taxonomy places the organism in Eukaryota, Metazoa, Chordata, Actinopteri, Characiformes, Serrasalmidae. Gene Ontology annotation, molecular function: heme binding; guanylate cyclase activity. Gene Ontology annotation, cellular component: guanylate cyclase complex, soluble. Gene Ontology annotation, biological process: cGMP biosynthetic process; response to oxygen levels. The record is from RefSeq and is a predicted model, not a curated record. The transcript is spliced from 14 exons.
AUACAAACAUAAUUUAUGAUAAAAAGUCUUAAAAUAUAAAAAUAUAUUAAAUAUGUUAAUGUGUAAGUACAUGUGUUAUGUUGAUUGUCCUUCUUCCUUUUUUUUCUAGUAGACCAUCUUCAUACAGUGUAUGUACAGUGGUAAGAGUCCUACUUCCUCAAGCCAGUUAGUGAAGUCAGUGCCACAUGGACAUGUCCAGUCCUGUCUGCUCCCAGGACACUCGUACAGGUGUAAUGGACUGGAGGAGCUGCCCACUCUCUCUCUCCUUGGAUACAGCAUUGUGUACGGCUUCAUUAACACAUGCUUGAGGACUCUAGUGGUUGAGAAGUUUGGAGAAGAGACAUGGGAAGAGCUAAGGUUAUUGGCAGAGGUCCAAGACAACUUUAUGACCUAUGAAAUUUAUGAUGAUGUCAUCACUCUCCGCCUGGUGCAAGAGGCUUGCAAAAUGCUGGAUGUCACCUCCGAGGUGGUGUUGAAGCUUUUUGGAGAAUACUUCUUCAGCUUCUGUAAAAUGUCUGGCUAUGACACGAUGCUACGCACUCUUGGUGGAAACUUAGUGGAAUUCAUUGAAAAUCUUGAUGCCCUACAUAGUUACCUGGCAUUGUCUUAUCAGGAAAUGAAUGCACCCUCUUUCCGUGUGGAGCGAACAAAUGAUGGUAGGACGCUGCUUCACUACUACUCUGACAGGAAAGGACUCCACCAUAUAGUGCCUGGCAUAAUUGAAGCAGUGGCAAAGGAUUUCUUUGGCAGCAAAGUGACCAUGACCAUCCUGGAGCAGCCAGAGGAGGAGGAACGCACGGGGAAGAAAGAGCAUGUGAUCUUUCUCAUGACACAGACAAAUGAAGGGGCCAAGACAGAAACCCUCCCAAAUGACAAGAAUUGGGCAGAACAGAAAGACAUUGCGGGAAAGGUCAUGUUGAACAGAGUUCCACACUCAUUUUGCCCCAGCUAUCCGAAGAGACUGUGGAUUGAGGAGAAAGCCUUCUGCAAUGCUUUUCCCUUUCAUAUCGUCUUUGACCAAGAUCUCACAGUGAAGCAAACUGGUGUGAAUAUCCAGAAGUUUGUGCCAGGCCUGCAGAGGACAGGAAACCGUCUGGAUGAAUACUUCAUUGUGGUCCAUCCUGAGGUCACCCUUAACAUUCACAGCAUCAAGAAGUUCAUCAACAGCCAGUUUGUGCUGAAGACUAAGAGAGAAAUGCUUCCUCAGAGCUUUCAAAACCAGUCCAUGCUCAAACUACGAGGUCAGAUGGUGUGGAUGGAGUCUCUGUGCUGUAUGGUGUAUCUGUGCUCUCCUAAACUGCGUAGUCUGCAGGAAUUGGAGGAGCGAGGGCUGCACCUGGCUGAUAUCGCCCAACAUGACACCACACGUGACCUCAUCCUGCUUAAUCAGCAGAGACUGGCCGAAAUUGAGCUGUCCAACCAGCUUGAGCGCAAGAAGGAGGAGCUGCGCAUCCUCUCACGCAACCUGGAGGUGGAGAAGAAGAAGACAGAGACGUUGCUGUAUGCUAUGCUGCCACGGCAUGUUGCUAACCAGCUAAAAGAGGGCAAGAAGGUUGAGGCAGGAGAGUUCAAAGUGUGCACCAUUCUCUUCAGCGAUGUGGUCACCUUCACAAACAUCUGUGCAGCCUGUGAGCCCAUUCAGAUAGUCCACAUGCUCAACUCCAUGUACUCGAAGUUCGACCGCCUCACAAAUGUCCAUGAUGUCUACAAGGUGGAGACGAUUGGCGAUGCCUAUAUGGUUGUUGGCGGUGUGCCCAUCCCCAAGGACACCCACGCUGAGCGUGUGGCAAACUUUGCCUUGGGCAUGAGGAUUGCAGCUAGGGAGGUGACCAACCCUAUCACAGGGCAGCCAAUACAGAUCAGAGUAGGUCUACAUACAGGUCCUGUGCUGGCUGGUGUAGUGGGUGAAAAAAUGCCCCGAUACUGCCUGUUUGGAGACACAGUCAACACAGCCUCUCGAAUGGAGAGUCAUGGAGUUCCGGACCAUAUACACCUGAGCCCUUUUACCUACAGGGCUCUCAAGGAUAAAAUGUUUGACAUUCGUGAACGGGGAGAGAUCCAGGUGAAAGGCAAAGGCCUCAUGACCACCUACUUCCUGCUCCAGAACCUCAAGCUGUCAGAGAAGCAGAUCAUGGGCAAAGGGAAGGAGGAGACGUGUGUGUACCGAGAUGAUCAGCAGGAGGCACAAAGCUUAGACAAUAAGGUAACAGCAGAGCAGAAGAAUGUUAGCGAGAAAGAAGAGAGGAAAUCUGUCGAAGAGCAAAGCAGGAGCUCAUCUGCCCACUUUUCUGUUGGUGACCCUUCACCUCAAUCCUCUGCUGAUGUCACUCCUAAUAUCUCAGUAGUUCAGUACCACUUACCAGAUUACUCUGAACCCCUGGACAAUGGCCUUCCUGCAGAAAACAUCAGCAUCAACUCCCGUCUGUGCACUCUGCUUUAGAAAACAAAGAAAACUCAGAAUGGUCAGAUCCCACAACCUUCUUGCAGUUCUUCUUAACCUGACGAUCAGAAGUUUUAGAAAUGGCCACAACAAUGGUUUCAUUUACAAAAGAUGUCAGGUUGGCCCACAGCAGGGCUUCAUGUGUAUCUUUGUUUUUCUUUCUAUGUGUAUUUCAGUUGUAUGUUUCUGCAAUCUGAGGAUUAUUAUUCAUCUGGAGAUAACUGAAUUGUGUUAUGUUUACACCGUAGCCAUUCAACAUGAAAAGCUAAAAACCCUUAACCCAGAUAACAGACUUCGAUUACAACAAUGUCUAUAGUUGUUGGGUAAAACCAUUAAAUCAGCAUAGAUCUGAUGUGCACUUUGUAUUAUCUUCCUUGUUGUUUUGAACACUGUUCCAAUGUUGAACCUCCAAUCUUCUGUAUGUAGCAUGAUUGUGUUACCCUCUGCUCAAAUUCUAACACUUUAUAGUAGCUGACAAAAGUUGGUAUAAUCUGUGAUUGACAACACAAGUUUUUUAGGUGUAAAAGAUGGUGCAAGUUGGCAAGGCAGAAUAUACAGUAUGUCUGAGGUGCAAUCCCAACUAGGCAGCACAGCCAUGAAGGAAUAAAAGUCCUUGGUUGGGGCUCCAAAUGCUGCGCUUACUGUAGGCUUCUUUGGAUUAGUGUCUUAAAAUGUGUCAUAUUUUGUAGUGAACUGAAUGUACUGUUUUCAAAAUUAAAUCAACACUAAUACUGACGUUAGAUGAACAGCUGUUCAGCUAUCAACAACUACUGUCGAAUCAAUGUUGAUUGAGUUGUGGAAUCAACAGUGAAUACAAUGAGCAAGAUCAAUCAAAUUCAACCUCAAAGAUCCAUGUUGAAAGCAAGCUGUUUUGGCAAAGCCUCCAGCAGAGCUACAUUUGUCAGUCAGCAAGUACUAAUCCCACCAAAACAUGGGUUACCAGUUUGGAGUUGUUGAAACAGCCACUGUAGUGUUAUCAGUUUUACUAACUGCAUAUGAUUAGUUUAUAUAUUACUUUGCUUAAGAGGUGCAUGCAUCUGUAU